Messenger RNA from Microplitis mediator, 4377 nucleotides. RefSeq names its product organic cation transporter protein-like. The record is from RefSeq and is a predicted model, not a curated record. Gene Ontology annotation, cellular component: membrane. The coding region runs from base 255 to 2192 and encodes 645 amino acids. The transcript is spliced from 8 exons. Lineage: Eukaryota; Metazoa; Arthropoda; Insecta; Hymenoptera; Braconidae. Gene Ontology annotation, biological process: transmembrane transport. Gene Ontology annotation, molecular function: transmembrane transporter activity.
GCAUGGUUUCAGUGCGGUUUUAUCAAGUCUAGCUAUUAACUUAACUAUUUUAAUUCGUUUUAACACGAAAAAUAAAUUAAAAACAAAAGUUAACCUUCAUAUUUUUUUUAAAUUUAUCAAUUUAAUUUUAAUCUAUACCAAUAGUAUUAUUUAUUUUAAAGUGAUAAGAUUAAAAAUAGAUGGAGUUUAAGUUCGUAAAUUUUCAUUGAUAUUAUUUGACAAGUAUUAAACAUAAAAUUAUUUUAAUCCCGACUAUGACAACUGAAAAUAAUUCAACGGUUAAUGAUAGUAACGGUCAAAAUUCAUUAGUACACGAUAAUAACAAUGAAGUUUUUACGAUUACGAAAAGUAAAGUGCCCAAGGCGAUGGAAGGAAAAAAGAUGGAUUUCGACGACUUACUGCCUUAUGUAGGAGAGUUUGGAUUGUAUCAAAAAAUAUUGUUUUUAUUAAUGAUACCAUUUGCUUCAUUUGUCGCAUGGGUUUACUUUACACAAAUAUUUAUUACACUAGUGCCAGCCGAACAUUGGUGUAAAGUCCCUGGAUUAGAGAACCUUACUGUUGAACAGAGAAUAGCACUAGCGAUACCUCCCGCGGGGAUUUAUGAUAAUGCCGGUGCUUCAGGAAAUUCACGUUGUUCUAUGUAUAAAGUUAAUUUUACUGAGAUUUUGAUAAACCGCACUGGAAUAAUACCUGUUGCUGAUCCCUCAUGGCCAGUACAAAAAUGUCAGUAUGGCUGGGAAUACAAUUUCACGGAAAUACCAUAUGAAACUGUUGCAACAGAGAAUAAUUGGGUUUGUGAUGACGGUGCACUGCCUACAUACGCUCAAAGUAUAUUUUUUAUUGGAGCAAUAUGUGGUGGUUUACUUUUCGGUUACAUAGCCGACAGAUAUGGACGAAUUCCCGCAUUGGUAGGCGCAAAUAUAAUCGGAUGUGUUGCCGGAAUAGCAACUGCAUUUUCUAAUACCUUUUGGGAAUUCGCAGCAUGUCGUUUCCUUUUGGGUUUUGCAUUUGACAAUUGCUUUACCAUGAUGUAUAUUCUAGUUCUUGAGUAUGUGGGACCAAAAUGGCGUACUUUUGUCGCAAAUAUGUCGAUCGCAUUGUUCUUCACGGCCGCAGCUUGCGUACUUCCAUGGAUAGCUUAUUAUCUAGCGGACUGGCGUAUGACCACUAUUGUUUUAUCCAUUCCACUUGCACUUUCUGUAUUGACGCCGUGGCUUGUACCUGAGAGUGCAAGGUGGCUCGUAAGUCAAGGACAGAUAGAUCGCGCCAUUCAUAUUCUUAAGAAAUUUGAAAGGAUCAAUGGUACCCAAGUUCCUGACAAUGUUUACAAAUGUUUUAAAGAAAGUUGUGAACAAGAACUUUCAAUGGAAGAAACCGAUAAAACAUAUUCAGCGAUUGACCUUUUCAGAAGCCCACGUCUACGUAAAAUAGUAUUAUUAUUAAUUAUUAUCUGGAUGGCAAUAUCUCUGGUGUUCGAUGGUCACGUACGUAACGUCGACAAUCUCGGCUUAAAUGUAUUUAUUACAUUCACAAUAGCCUCGGCCACAGAAAUGCCAGCUGAUACAUUACUGACAUUAUUACUUGAUCGGUGGGGACGUCGUUGGCUAGCAUUCGGAUCAAUGGCUGUGUCUGGAAUCUUUAGCCUUGGAGCCUGUGCAGUUUCUAGCCGCAUUUAUGCAGCAUCACUGGCCAUCGUUGGCAGAUUUUUUGUAAACAUAUCUUACAACAUUGGGCUUCAGUAUGCCGCUGAAUUAUUGCCGACUGUUGUACGUGCACAGGGUAUGGCACUUAUUCAUAUAAUGGGAUAUGUUGCCAGUAUCAUAGCACCUUUCAUCGUUUAUCUUGCUGUAAUAUCACCAGUAUUACCUUUAUUGUUACUUGGAAUUAUGGGUAUAAUCGGUGGUGCACUUGCUCUUUUUCUUCCCGAGACUCUCGAUCACGAAUUGCCUCAGACGUUGCAAGAUGGCGAAGAUUUUGGAAAAGAUCAAGGCAUUUGGGAUGUUCCUUGUCUGAUGAAGAAAGCUGAUCAUGAAAAAAGGCCAGAAUUUAUUAGGUCAUACAGAACUGACAGUAUUCGUAGUUCUGGCCGCUUGUCACUUCGAGGUGAAGUGUUGCGAAGUAGCAUGAUCCAAAGAUCUAGUGUGAGAUCACAGAAAAAUUUGUCGACACCUCUCGAGGUGGUAAAAUUAUAAACUAACAUUUUUUUUAAAUUUUAGUAAGUUAAUUUUUUUAUUUUUUCAUUAAUUCAUUAUCAUUAUUUUUGUAUAAUAUGUCACUGUAAUUUGAAAUUAUUACGAAAGAGAAUUAUUACGAGCAAUAAUCGAAGUAAUAUAAGAUAGAUAUUUCUUCAACGAGAAUUCUUAAGUAUCGAAUUUAUUAUUUUUUUAUCGAUCUCUUUUUUAUGUAUCGUAUGAUAUUGUAAUUUUAAACGUUAUUGCUUGUUAUCAGAGCACAUUAUGAGCGUUAUCAAAAAAUAUGCAUAACGUUUUUUAUUUAUUAUUACUUAUUAAUUUUAUAAUUGCAUAAUUUUUAGCAAAAUUAUUUUAUAGACAUCGAUGUCUGCGAAUGUGAAGUCAUUCUGGUUUAAUAUGAUGGAGUUGGAAAGUUAUUUUAGAAUGAAAUAACAUAAUUUUUUUUUCGGUCAAUAUUCAAGUUUUCUUCGUAAGAAGUUGUAACUUUAAAAAGAAAUACCUUCGGUGACGAGAAAAAAUUAUUUGCUGACGAUAUAAUUUACAUUUAUUAUGUAAACUUUAAAAUGUCGAAUUAUAAAAUAAAUAAAAAAUGAUAAUAAUUUUUUUAUUUUUACUUCGAAUAUUUGAAAAAAUUAUUAAGGUCUACGAUAGAAUAUAAUUAUUGAAAAAAUUAUAUUUGUACAAAUUUAGAACCAAAAAAUGAUUAAAACUACGAGAAGUUCAUUAAUCUGACUGUACAAAUUUUUAAAUUUUAGUACAGUAGAACCUCGUUAUAAGACUACACGUUAUAAGACUCUUCUCCUCAAUUUGUUAAAAUUCGCUCGGAACGCUUCCCCCACCAACAACUCAAUAAAAGUUUUGCGGCGAAACUUCGCUAUAAGACUAACGAACAGUACGAAUAAAAUUGAGAUAAAAUGUACAUACAUAAAGAUUUUAGAUUAAAUAAUUUAUUUUCAUAAAGAAUACUUAAAAUUUUGUAGUAUCACUGAAUUAAUUAACAGAAAAAAACGACAAAAUUCUGUUUAUUUAUGAUUAAAUAUAAAAUAAAUUCACUGUAUAAUAGAGUAGAUUUGAACCGAAUACAUAAAUAAAACGCAAAAUUGCGUUUUAUUUAGUUAGUCUUAUAACGAGGUUUGGGCGCAAACGCUGUUAAGCAUAAUAGUGGGGGUAGCACAAUAGUGGGGGUACCUCAAUUCUAAGAAUUUUUUCUCCUACAACCCCGAGCUAGUCUUAUAACGAGGUCCUACUGUAUAAAUAAAAUUUCUCAAGUCAAUCCAAAUUUUUUUUUUCAAAUUCAGAUCUAAAAUCUGAUGUAUCUCGUAAAAAAUGUACGGAUCCCGAUAGAUGUAUGGAAAUAUCAUUUCUUCAUGAUCCUGAAGUUAACAGACAAUUAAAAAUUUGCAGAUUUUUGUUCCGACAAAUCAAUUACAAAAAAAAAUAAAAAUAUACGCAUGUAGAAAAUUUUGGAAACUACAGAUGUAAUUUUUUCAAAUAUUUUUUUUUUUAUAAUUUAUCGUUUAAAAAAAAAUCAAAAAAUCAUUAGACCUUGGCUAACUUCAGUUUCGUCAUUUCUUCUUAAUUUAUUCUAAUUUGACAGAUUUGAGAUAAAGAACUAAUUGUUUUUUUUUCGGUUGAUCAAAUUUACUACCUGCUCAGAUGAGAAAGAACAGUACAGUCACUUGUAAAGUUGGAUUAGCGAGCGAAUUCUAUUCGUGUAUCUUCGGUUUUCGUAAGUUUCCGUAAGCUCAGUUCUUUCAAAAGGUAUUCCCUUGCUUACCUAUUUAUAUUUAGUGAUCAUCACUGCCCAGCGCAGAAAACAUUAUUACUUUUUCUCCGUGCAAAAUUUAAAGAUAAAAAUUUUUCGCUUUUGACUAAAAAAAUUAAGUAAACUAUUACUCAUUAGAGUUUACCAGAAAGUAUCUCCAAUAUUGUAUAUAUUUAAUCCAUCAAAACCAGAAUUACUCCAUAAGCUCCUUUUCGUAAAAAUUCAAAAAUUUUCAAAUAUUACUUGCCGCUUUUUUUCUUCGGAAGUAAGAAAAAAAAAAUUUCCUAGAUUCAAAAAUGAUAAAUACUUAAAAUGUAACUGUACAAUUAAAAUAAAGUCAUUAAAAUGUAAAUAUAUAAUUAUAAAAAAAUAUAAAAGUGUGAUUAAUAAAAAAAAAAUACCACCGAAAGUAAUAAAUGC